Molecule: messenger RNA, 1098 nt
Organism: Panthera uncia (snow leopard)
Lineage: Eukaryota; Metazoa; Chordata; Mammalia; Carnivora; Felidae
Gene: RPSA
Product: ribosomal protein SA
Exons: 6
Coding region: 103-1083 (326 amino acids)
Biological process (GO): cytoplasmic translation; ribosomal small subunit assembly
Cellular component (GO): cytosolic small ribosomal subunit; ribosome; 90S preribosome
Molecular function (GO): laminin receptor activity; structural constituent of ribosome
Source: RefSeq, a predicted model, not a curated record
GGACGUCACUUCCGGCCGCCGGCCUUUUUCCGCGCUACCCAGGGAGGGGUCCAUACGGCGUUGUUUUGCGUUCCCGUCGUAACUUAAAGGGAAACUUUCACAAUGUCCGGAGCCCUUGAUGUCCUGCAAAUGAAGGAGGAGGAUGUCCUCAAAUUUCUUGCCGCAGGAACCCACUUAGGUGGCACCAACCUUGACUUCCAGAUGGAACAGUACAUCUACAAAAGGAAAAGUGAUGGUAUCUACAUCAUCAAUCUGAAGAGAACCUGGGAGAAGCUUCUGCUGGCAGCUCGGGCCAUUGUUGCCAUUGAAAACCCAGCUGAUGUCAGUGUCAUAUCAUCCCGGAAUACUGGCCAGCGAGCUGUGCUGAAGUUUGCUGCUGCGACCGGAGCCACUCCUAUUGCUGGCCGCUUCACUCCCGGAACCUUCACUAACCAGAUCCAGGCAGCCUUCCGGGAGCCCAGACUUCUGGUGGUCACCGAUCCCAGGGCUGACCACCAGCCUCUCACCGAGGCGUCUUACGUUAACCUGCCUACCAUCGCUCUGUGUAACACAGACUCUCCUCUGCGCUAUGUGGACAUCGCCAUCCCUUGCAACAACAAGGGAGCUCACUCGGUGGGUCUGAUGUGGUGGAUGCUGGCCCGGGAAGUUCUGCGCAUGCGUGGCACCAUCUCCCGUGAACACCCCUGGGAGGUCAUGCCUGACCUCUACUUCUAUAGGGAUCCUGAAGAGAUUGAAAAGGAAGAGCAAGCCGACCCCACGGAAGAAGUGAGGGGGCAGUUUCAAGCGAAUGGACCACCUCAGCACCUGGACUCACUGCUUCUUGACCCCCGUGCCCUUGGGCAAGUUAUCUGGCUUCCAGUAGGAUGCAGGGACAGACACCGGCUGAUGUGGCAACAGCUGAUGCCCACAGGCUCCUCGGUGCGGGGGCCGCCUGGAGGUGAGAGGGGGCAUCUCUGUGCGUCAUGCUCCAGUUGGUGGGUCCCAGCAGUGGCCCUCGGGCUCCAGAACCCAGUGCAUGGCUUCUAUGGUCUCAGCUGCAGUCUUUUCUCCCUGAGAACAUGCACAGGCUUUCAAGGUCUUUAGAUCAGGAUGGUCAAG